GUUGCUAGGAGCGCGUUGUCACGGACGCCGCUGGGCGCCGGCUCCGUCUGCCCGGCGCUGCGCCAUGGACGACUUGCGGGUGCUGUGGAUGCGCGACCGUGUGUACACGGCCUUCGGCCUCAGCGACCCGCAGAUCUUCGAGGAGCUGCUGAACCGCAACGAUGGCGAGGGCGAGGACACCGUCCUGCACUUCCUCAACCAGCGGAGCGACGAGGAGGGCGCCGCCACGCUCUUCUUCUACCUCACCGUGGUGCCCGAGGAGGUGGAGGUGGAGAUGGAAAUCGAGACACCUACUGACUUCGAAGAGGAAGACGCGGAAGAAGAGACAGCUUACCAGAGACUGUACUAUGCGGAUAAGGAUAAAUCGGUUUAUCAGAAAGCGGACUAUGCGGAUAAGGAUAGAUCGGCUUAUCAGAAAGUGGACUACGCAGAUAAGGAUAGAUCGGCUUAUCAGAGAGUGGACUACGCAGAUAAGGAUAGAUCAGCUUAUCAGAGAGCGGACUACGUGGAUAGGGAUAGAUCUCGAGGGAAGAGUAUUGUGCAGAAAAGUGCUUCUGUUGGUCAACGUUUAACCAGCCUAGACAAUGAAGACAUAGACAAAGAGACUUCAGAAAAACUCCCCACCAAAAGGCUUGUGCAGAUCAUCGUGGACAAGGUGUACCUCCACAUGCUGUGCACGCCUGUUCCUGAGGAGUUUCUGGACCAGAACAUAGUAUUUUUUCUCCGAAAUACCAAAGAGGCGGUCGCCGAAGCUACUGACAUGAAGGAGGCGAUGGAAAUGAUGCCUGAAACGCUGGAGUAUGGAAUCAUAAAUGCUCACGUGCUUCAUUUCCUGAGGGAUAUCAUAUGUCAGGUUUUCUUGCCAGCGUUGUCCUUCAAUCAGCACAAGAUGGACUCGACCCUGGGCCAGGCACCUAGAGAGUUCUCUGAUGCCUCUAGGUUUGACAUGGACCUCCCCAGCGUGCCCGGGGAGCCCGUGGAGUACCACAGCAUCCAGUUAAUACGGGAUGAAUUUUUAAUGAACCUUCAGAAAUUUGCAAACGGUAUUCAAAGAACCGUGCAGCAACUGGAAGGUGAGAUCAAGUUGGAAAUGCCGAGCAUCAGUGUGGAGGGAGAGCUGUCUGACCUGGCAGCUGACGCGGAGAUCGUUGAGCUCUUGGAGCAAUGUGUGAUAAACUGGCUGAGCCAGAUAUCUGCUGCUGUCCAGGACCAGCUGAAGAAGACGCCUCAGGGUCAUGGCCCUCUGGCUGAAAUUGAAUUCUGGCGGGAAAGAAAUGCAACCUUGAGUGCGCUUCAUGAACAAACAAAGCUGCCAGUGGUCAGGAAAGUCUUGGAUGUGAUCAGGGAGGCGGACUCCAUGAUCAUGGCCAACGUGCAGCCCGUGCUCACCGAGCUGUUCAAGCUCCACACGGAGGCCUCGGACAACGUGCGCUUCCUGUCCACCGUGGAGCGCCAUUUCAAGAACAUAACGCACGGCUCGAGCUUCCACGUGGUCCUGGACACCAUCCCGUCCAUGAUGAGCGCCCUGCGGAUGGUGUGGAUCAUCUCCCGGCACUACAACAAGGACGAGAGGAUGAUCCCGCUCAUGGAACGCAUCGCCUGGGAGAUCGCCGAGCGCGUCUGCAAGGUGGUCAACCUGCGGACUCUGUUCCGAGAAAACCGAACGAGCGCCCAGCACAAAACCUUGGAGGCCAAGAACACACUCAAGCUGUGGAAGAAAGCCUACUUUGACAUCCGGGCCAAGAUUGAGGCCUCGGGGAGAGAGGCUCGAUGGGAGUUUGACCGGAAGCGGCUAUUCGAGAGGACAGAUUACAUGGCCUCCAUCUGCCGGGACCUGUACGAAGUUCUCCAGGUCAUGGAGGAAUUUUACAACAUAUUUGGUCCAGAACUCAAGGCUGUGACAGGGGAUCCCAAGCGCAUUGACGACGUCCUGUGCCGAGUGGAUGGCCUGGUGGCCCCCAUGGAAACCCUGACCUUUGACCCCUUCAGCAUCAAGUCCUCCCAGUACUGGAAAUACGUGAUGGAUGAGUUCAAGAUUGAAGUUCUGGUUAUUGAGAAAGAAGCAAAAAAUUUUAUUGAUGAAUCUUUUAAGACACUUCGAUCAGCUGAAGCAGCAUUUGACAUGCUUUUAAAAUUUAAGCAUAUUCGUUCACGGGAGGCUGUUAAUCGGCAGAUGAUGAUGAAGUUUAAUGAUAUUCUUGCGCAGUACUGCAAAGAGAUUGACAUCGUUAAUAAGCUCUUCGUCCAGAACCAGGAAAACCCGCCGCUGUAUAAGAACCUGCCCCCCGUGGCGGGCGCCAUCUGCUGGGAGCGGUCCCUGUUCUAUCGAAUCAAGCACACCAUCUUGAGAUUUCAAGAAGUGGAGGAGAUACUGGAAGGUGACCGAGGACAGGAAGUAAAAGAUAAAUAUUUGGAGGUGGGCAGGACGAUGAAGGACUAUGAAGACAGAAAGUACGAGCUGUGGAGGGACACCACGGAGCAGGUCCUCCCGAACCUCAUGAAGAAGAGUCUCCUGACCAAGCUGUCCUCCGCUGUCGCUCUCGACGAGCCUUCCGCUUCGGAGAGGGGGAUUGUGUUUGCAAUCAAUUUUUCACCUGCGCUCAAAGAAAUUAUUCAUGAAACAAAGUACCUGGAACAGCUGGGGUUCGUUGUCCCUGAAUUAGCAAGAAAUGUUGCUCUCCAGGAAGACAAAUUCCUUAGGUACACAGACGGGAUACAGCGUAUGCUGGAUCACUAUCACACGCUCAUCGGAACAUUAAACGAGGCAGAGACUAUUCUUCUUGAAGAUCAUGCCCAGGAAUUAAUCCGGGUGUUUAGGUCUGGAUAUAAGAGGCUGAACUGGAACUCACUAGGUAUUGGCGACUACCUCACUCGGUGCAAACAGGCCAUCGGGAAAUUCGAGUCUCUCGUGCACCAGAUCCACAAGAAUGCAGAUGACAUUUCUUCCAGGCUCACGUUAAUAGAGAGCAUGAACCUCUUUAAAUAUCCAGCACCCAAAAGCGAGGAAGAGCUGCCAGGCGUGAAGGAAUUCUUUGAGCACAUCGAUCGAGAACGGGCCCGAGACGUGGACCACAUGGUCCGGUGGUAUCUUGCCAUCGGACCUCUGCUGACCAAAGUGGAGGGUCUCGUCGUCCACACCAACACGGGCAAGUCCCCCAAGCUGGCCUCCUACUACGAGUACUGGGAAAAUAGGAUUUACGAGGUCCUGACGAAGCUCGUCUUCAAGAAUUUGCAGUCUUUUAACACGUUAAUCCUUGGCAAUGUCCCUCUGUUCCAAACGGAGACCAUUCUGACCGCUCCAGAGAUCAUCCUGCACCCCAACGCCAACGAGAUCGACAAAAUGUGCGUCCACUGCGUCCGCAACUGCGUGGAGGUCACCAAGCAUUUUGUGCGAUGGAUGCAUGGCAGCUGCAUCGAAUGCCCUCCUCAGAAGGGGGAGGAAGAAGAAAUUGUCAUAGUGAGCUUUUACAGUGACAUUUCUGUGACUCCUCAGAUAAUUGAACAAGCUGUUAUGAUCCCCCAAAACGUUCACAGGAUUCUGGUCAAUCUCAUGAAGUACCUACAGAAAUGGAAGCGGUACCGACCCCUCUGGAAGUUGGAUAAAGCUAUCGUGAUGGAGAAAUUUGCUGCCAAGAAACCCCCUUGUACAGCAUAUGAUGAGAAGUUGCAGUUCUACUCCAGAAUAGCCAGUGAGGUCAUGCGCUACCCUUUAACUAAGGACGAGCACUGCAUUAGGCUGCAGCUUGGGCCUCUGGCAAACACAGUGCAGGAAAAUGCCAAGUCCUGGGUGGUUUCCCUUGGAAAACUUCUCAACGACUCGGCAAAGGAGGAGCUCUACAGUCUCCAUGAAGAGAUCGAGCACUUGUCCAAAAACCUUAAGAAGAGCCCUAGUACCCUUGAGGAUCUCAAGUUUGUCCUUGCCACAAUUGCAGAAAUUAGAAGUAAAUCUUUAGUCAUGGAGUUAAGAUACAAGGAUGUCCAGGAGCGAUACCGUACCAUGGCAAUCUAUAACCUUUUUCCUUCUGAUGCAGAGAAAGAACUCGUUGAGAAUAUUGAGAACAUGUGGUCCAGUCUGUUUAACGAGUCAGUGAAUGUGGAACAUUCUCUUGGGGGUAUAAAGAGAACUUUCACAGAGAUUACUCGAGGUGAAAUAGCCAACUUCCGAGCUCUGAUAGAGGAGUUUGCAAGACGUUUUUAUAGCGAAGGGCCUGGUUCUGUUGGUGAGGAGCUCGAUAAAGGAGUGGACCUUCUAGGCCAGUUUGAGAAGGAGCUGGCCAGACACGAGAAGAGCCGCCAGGAGCUGGCCAACGCUGAGAAGCUCUUCGACCUUCCCAUCACGAUGUACCCGGAGCUGCUCAAAGUGCAGAAGGAGAUGAACGGCUUGAAGAUGAUUUACGAGCUCUACGGGAACCUGAAGGUUGCAAAGGAAGAGUGGUCUCAGACCCUCUGGGCCAACCUGAACGUGCAGUUUCUCCAGGAAGGAAUUGAAGGUUUUCUCAAGUCUCUCAGAAAGCUGCCCCGGGCGGUCCGCGGCCUGUCGGUGGCCUACCAUUUGGAAGUGAAAAUGAAGGCGUUCAAAGACUCCAUUCCUUUACUUCUCGACUUGAAACACGAGGCACUAAGAGACAGGCACUGGAAAGAGCUGAUGGAGAAAACAGGCGUCUUUUUUGAAACGACCGACACGUUCACCUUGGAGAAUAUGUUUGCGAUGGAACUGCACAAGCACACGGACGUUCUCAAGGAGAUUGUCACCGCGGCUAUCAAGGAGGUCGCCAUCGAGAAGGCUGUGAAGGAAAUCCUGGACACGUGGGAAAACAUGAAAUUCACCGUGGUCAAGUAUUACAAAGGCACGCAGGAGCGAGGCUACAUUUUGGGCUCUGUUGAUGAAAUUAUUCAGUCCCUUGAUGACAACACUUUCAACCUGCAAAGCAUCUCAGGAAGCAGAUUCGUGGGGCCUUUUCUGCAAACUGUUCACAAAUGGGAAAAAACCCUUUCUCUAAUUGGGGAAAUUAUUGAGAUUUGGAUGUUGGUUCAGAGGAAAUGGAUGUAUCUCGAAAGCAUUUUUAUUGGCGGAGAUAUAAGGUCACAACUUCCGGAUGAGGCAAAGAAGUUCGACAACAUCGACAGAAUCUUUAAAAGGAUCAUGGGCGAGACUCUGAAGGACCCCGUGAUCAAGCGCUGCUGCGAGGCCCCGAACCGCCUGCACGACCUGCAGAACAUCGGCGAGGGCCUGGAGAAGUGCCAGAAGAGCCUGAACGACUACCUGGACUCGAAGAGGAACGCUUUCCCGAGGUUCUUCUUCAUCUCCGACGACGAGCUGCUCAGCAUCUUGGGCAGCAGCGACCCGCUGUGCGUGCAGGAGCACAUGAUAAAGAUGUACGACAACAUCGCCUCGCUGAGGUUCCACGACGGGGACAGCGGGGAGAAGCUGGUGUCGGCGAUGAUCUCAGCGGAAGGCGAAGUCAUGGAGUUCCGGAAGAUCAUCCGGGCUGAGGGCCGGGUGGAGGACUGGAUGACGGCCGUGCUGAACGAGAUGAGGAGGACCAACCGACUCAUCACCAAGGAGGCGAUUUUCAGAUACUGCGAGGACAGAAGCAGAGUCGACUGGAUGCUCCUGUACCAGGGCAUGGUGGUGCUGGCCGCCAGCCAGGUGUGGUGGACCUGGGAGGUGGAGGACGUCUUCCGCAAGGUGCAGGAAGGGGAGAAGCAGGCCAUGAAGAACUACGGCCGGAAAAUGCACCGGCAGAUCGACGAGCUGGUGACGCGCAUCACGAUGCCCUUGACCAAAAACGACAGGAAGAAAUACAACACCGUCCUCAUCAUCGACGUGCACGCCAGAGACAUCGUGGACUCCUUCAUCAGAGGCAGCAUUCUCGAAGCCCGGGAGUUCGAGUGGGAGAGCCAGCUGCGGUUUUACUGGGACCGAGAGCCCGACGAGCUGAACAUCCGGCAGUGCACGGGCACCUUCGGCUACGGCUACGAGUACAUGGGCCUGAACGGGCGGCUGGUCAUCACGCCCCUCACCGACCGCAUCUACCUGACGCUCACCCAGGCCCUGUCCAUGUAUCUGGGCGGUGCCCCUGCCGGCCCGGCGGGCACCGGCAAGACUGAGACCACCAAGGACCUGGCGAAAGCCCUGGGCUUGCUCUGCGUCGUCACCAACUGCGGCGAAGGCAUGGAUUACAAAGCCGUGGGGAAGAUCUUCUCCGGCCUCGCGCAGUGCGGGGCUUGGGGCUGCUUUGACGAGUUCAACCGGAUCGACGCCUCCGUGCUCUCGGUCAUCUCGUCUCAGAUCCAGACGAUCCGGAACGCUCUGAUGCAUCAGUUAACCACGUUCCAGUUUGAAGGGCAGGAGAUCGCGCUGGACUCCCGGAUGGGCAUCUUCAUCACCAUGAACCCCGGCUACGCGGGCCGCACGGAGCUGCCCGAGUCGGUGAAGGCCCUGUUCAGGCCGGUGGUGGUGAUCGUGCCGGACCUGCAGCAGAUCUGCGAGAUCAUGCUCUUCUCCGAGGGCUUCCUCGGGGCCAAGGUGGGCUCCGCUUCCAGGCCGGGGCGCGGGGCCGGGGACGCUGCGUGGCUCUUCAAGUAUUUUUUUGCUUUGUUUCUCUCCCUACCACUUCUUAUUAAUUUAAAAUACAUAAAGCUUCGCUUUACACCGUGUAAGAGGGUUCCCAGGCUGGAGCCUGGCAACCCCGUGUCUCGCUCCCCCCAGGACGUGGUGCUGAUGAGGGCCCUCCGGGACAUGAACCUGCCCAAGUUCGUGUUUGAGGACGUGCCUCUCUUCCUCGGCCUGAUUUCCGACCUGUUCCCGGGGCUCGACUGCCCGCGGGUCCGCUACCCCGACUUCAACGACGCCGUGGAGCACGUGCUGGAGGAGAACGGCUACGUGGUGCUGCCCGUGCAGGUGGAUAAAGUGGUUCAGAUGUUCGAGACCAUGCUGACCCGCCACACGACAAUGGUGGUGGGGCCCACGGGCGGGGGCAAGUCCGUGGUCAUUAACACCCUGUGUCAGGCCCAGACCAGGCUUGGGAUAACGACCAAGUUGUACAUCCUGAACCCCAAAGCUGUGAGCGUCAUAGAGCUCUAUGGCAUCCUGGACCCCACCACCCGCGACUGGACCGAUGGGGUGUUGUCGAACAUCUUCAGGGAAAUCAACAGGCCGACGGAUAAGAAGGAGCGAAAGUACAUUUUGUUUGAUGGUGACGUGGACGCCCUGUGGGUGGAAAACAUGAAUUCUGUGAUGGACGACAACAGGCUGUUGACCUUGGCCAACGGGGAGCGCAUUCGGCUUCAAGCGCACUGCGCCCUACUCUUUGAGGUUGGAGAUUUGCAGUACGCCUCCCCUGCAACUGUCUCUCGAUGUGGGAUGGUUUAUGUGGAUCCUAAAAACUUGAAAUAUGAACCAUACUGGAAAAAAUGGGUUAAUGAAAUACAAAACAAGGUGGAGCAAAACAACUUAGACGGCCUCUUCCAGAAAUACGUGCCCUACCUCAUCACCGUGAUCGUGGAAGGGAUAGUGGACGGGAAACAGGGCGAGAAGCUGAAGACGAUCGUGCCUCAGACGGACCUGAACAUGGUGACUCAGUUAACCAAGAUGCUGGAUUCGUUACUAGAAGGAGAGAUCGAGGACCCCGAGCUGCUAGAGUGCUACUUCUUGGAGGCCCUGUACUGCUCUCUGGGCGCCGCCCUGCUCGAGGACGGAAGGGUCAAAUUUGACGAAUGCAUUAAAUGCAUGGCUUCUUUGCCUACCGCUGACACAGAAGGGGUCUGGGCCAAACCCGGGGAAUUGCCAGGUCACCUGCCCACCCUGUACGACUUCCACUUCGACAGCGCGCGCAGCCAGUGGAUCCCGUGGAGUAAGCUAGUCCCAGAGUACGUCCACUCUCACGAGAGGAAGUUCAUCGACAUCCUGGUUCACACAGUGGACACCACCCGGACUACCUGGAUAUUGGGACAGAUGGUUAAAAUUAAGCACCCUGUUAUUCUUGUUGGUGAAUCUGGCACUUCUAAGACAGCCACUACCCAGAACUUCCUCAGAAAUCUGAACGAAGAAACGAACAUCGUGUUAACGGUCAACUUCUCCUCCCGCACCACAUCCCUGGACAUCCAGAGAAAUCUAGAGGCAAAUGUGGAAAAGCGAACCAAAGACACUUAUGGGCCACCCAUGGGCAAGCGCCUGCUGGUGUUCAUGGACGACAUGAACAUGCCCAAGGUGGACGAAUACGGCACCCAGCAGCCGAUUGCCUUGCUGAAGCUGCUGCUGGAGAAAGGCUACCUGUACGACCGCGGGAAGGAGCUGAACUGCAAGAGCAUUCGCGACCUUGGCUUCAUCGCUGCCAUGGGGAAAGCCGGCGGAGGCCGCAACGAGGUCGACCCGAGGUUCAUUUCGCUGUUCAGUGUCUUCAACGUGCUGUUCCCUUCAGAGAAGUCUUUGCAUUUGAUUUACUCCUCCAUCCUGAGAGGCCAUACCUCGACAUUUCACGAGAGCAUCAUGGCUGUGAGUGACAAGCUGACGUCCUGCACAUUAACACUCUACGAAGACAUCGUUCAGGACCUACCUCCCACUCCUUCCAAGUUCCAUUACAUCUUCAACCUGCGCGAUCUCUCCCGGGUCUUUAAUGGUCUUGUCCUCACUAACCCAGAGAGGUUCCAGACGGUGGCCCAGAUGGUGAGGGUCUGGAGGAACGAGUGCCUGAGAGUCUUCCACGACCGGCUGAUCAAUGAAAUAGACAAGCAGCUGGUGCAAGACCACAUAAGAAGCUUGGUGACGGAACAUUUUCCCGACGACCUGGAGACGGUGAUGAGGGACCCCAUACUGUUCGGAGACUUCCGGAUGGCCCUGCACGAGGAGGAGCCGCGUGUGUACGAAGACAUCCAGGACUACGAGGCGGCCAAGGCGCUGUUCCAGGAAAUCCUUGAGGAGUAUAACGAAAGCAACACCAAGAUGAACUUGGUUCUCUUUGACGACGCUUUGGAGCAUCUGACCCGCGUGCACCGCAUCGUCCGCAUGGACCGCGGCCACGCCCUGCUGGUGGGUGUCGGGGGCUCGGGCAAGCAGUCGCUGGCGCGCCUGGCCGCCUAUACCGCCGGCUGCGAGGUGUUCGAGAUCAUGCUGAGCCGCGGCUACGCAGAGAACAAUUUCCGGGAUGACCUGAAGAACCUCUAUCUGAAACUUGGGAUCGACAACAAAAUGAUGAUCUUCUUGUUCACGGACGCGCACGUGGCCGAGGAGAGCUUCCUGGAGCUCAUCAACAACAUGCUGACCUCAGGAAUCGUGCCUGCGCUUUUCCCCGAGGAGGAGAAGGAGUCCAUCCUCAGCCAGGUCGCACAGGAGGCCGUGAAGGCGGGCAUGGGGCCGGCCAAGGAGUCCGUGUGGCAGUUCUUCGUGAACAAAAGCGCAAACAACCUGCACAUCGUCCUGGGCAUGUCGCCCGUGGGGGACACCCUGAGGACCCGGUGCAGGAACUUCCCAGGUCUGGUAAACAACACUGGUAUUGACUGGUUCAUGCCCUGGCCUCCCCAAGCCCUGCAUGCGGUGGCUAAGUCAUUUCUAGGGGAUAACCAGAUGAUUCCGCCGGAAAACACGGAAGACCUGGUAGAGCACGUUGUCCUGGUUCACGAAUCCGUGGGGCAGUUCAGCAAACAAUUCCUGCAGAAACUGAGACGCAGCAACUACGUGACUCCCAAGAACUACCUCGAUUUUAUUAACACCUACUCGAAAUUACUGGAUGAGAAAACUCAGUAUAAUAUAGCCCAGUGCAAGCGUCUGGAGGGCGGCCUGGACAAGCUGAAGGAGGCCGCCAUCCAGCUGGACGAGCUGAACCAGAAGCUGGCCGAGCAGAAGAUCGUGCUGGCGGAGAAGUCGGCCGCCUGUGAGGCCCUGCUGGAGGAGAUCGCCACCAACACCGCCAUAGCGGAGGAGAAGAAGAAGCUCGCGGAAGAGAAGGCCAUGGAGAUAGAGGAGCAGAACAAGAUCAUUGCGGUGGAGAAGGCCGAGGCCGAGGCGGCCCUCGCCGAGGUCAUGCCCAUCCUGGAGGCCGCCAAGCUGGAGCUGCAGAAGCUGGACAAGUCGGACGUGACGGAGAUCAGGUCGUUCGCCAAGCCCCCGAAGCAGGUGCAGACGGUCUGCGAGUGCAUCCUCAUCAUGAAAGGGUACAAAGAGCUCAACUGGAAAACCGCCAAGGGCAUGAUGUCCGACCCAAAUUUCCUGCGGUCUCUGAUGGAGAUCGAUUUCGACUCCAUCUCCCAGGGCCAGGUGAAGAAUAUCAAAGGCCUCCUGAAGACUCUGAACACCACCAUCGAAGAAAUGGAAGCCGUGAGCAAGGCCGGGCUGGGGAUGCUGAAGUUCGUGGAGGCCGUGAUGGGCUACUGUGACGUCUUCCGAGAGAUCAAGCCCAAAAGAGAGAAGGUGGCCAGGCUGGAGCGGAAUUUCUUCCUGACGAAGCGGGAGCUGGAGCGGAUCCAGAACGAGCUGGCGGCCAUCCAGAGGGAGCUGGAGGCGCUGGGCGCCAAGUACGAGGCGGCCAUCCUGGAGAAGCAGAAGCUGCAGGAGGAAGCCGAGAUCAUGGAGAGGCGGCUGAUCGCCGCGGACAAGCUCAUCUCGGGCCUCGGGUCUGAGAACACCAGGUGGACGAACGACCUGGAGGAGCUGAAGCACCGGCGCGUCAAGCUGCUGGGGGACUGCCUGCUCUGCGCCGCCUUCCUGAGCUACGAGGGCGCCUUCACCUGGGAGUUCCGCAACGAGAUGGUCAACGAGAUCUGGCAGAACGACAUCCUGGAGCGGGAGAUCCCCCUGAGCCAGCCCUUCCGCCUAGAGAGCCUGCUCACCGACGACGUGGAGAUCAGCAGGUGGGGCUCCCAGGGGCUGCCCCCCGACGAGCUGUCGAUUCAGAACGGCAUCCUCACCACGCGGGCCAGCCGCUUCCCGCUCUGCAUCGACCCCCAGCAGCAGGCGCUCAACUGGAUCAAGAGGAAGGAAGAGAGGAACAACCUGCGGGUUGCUUCCUUCAAUGACCCCGACUUCCUCAAGCAGCUGGAGAUGUCCAUAAAGUACGGGACUCCUUUCCUGUUCCACGACGUCGACGAAUACAUCGAUCCUGUGAUUGAUAACGUCUUGGAGAAGAACAUAAAGUUCUCCCAGGGACGGCAGUUUAUCAUCCUGGGAGACAAGGAAGUCGACUACGACUCGAAUUUCAGGCUGUACCUGAACACCAAGCUGGCCAAUCCCAGAUACGGCCCGUCCGUGUUUGGGAAAGCCAUGGUGAUCAACUACACCGUGACGCUCAAGGGCCUGGAGGACCAGCUGCUGAGCGUGCUGGUGGCCUACGAGAGGCGGGAGCUGGAGGAGCAGCGGGAGCACCUCAUCCAGGAGACCAGCGACAACAAGAACCUGCUCAAGGACCUGGAGGACUCGCUCCUGCGGGAGCUGGCGACCUCCACGGGGAACAUGCUGGACAACGUGGAGCUGGUGCAGACCCUGGAGGAGACCAAGUCCAAGGCCACAGAGGUGUCGGAGAAGCUCAAGCUGGCGGAGAAGACGGCCUUGGACAUCGACCGGCUGCGGGACGGCUACCGGCCGGCCGCCAGGAGGGGGGCCAUCCUGUUCUUCGUCCUGUCGGAGAUGGCCCUGGUGAACUCCAUGUACCAGUACUCCCUCACCGCCUUCCUGGAGGUCUUCGGCUUGUCCCUGAAGAAGUCGCUGCCUGACUCCAUUCUCUUGAAGCGGCUGAAGAACAUCAUGGACACGCUGACCUUCAACAUCUACAACUACGGCUGCACCGGGUUGUUUGAGAAGCACAAGCUACUCUUUUCUUUUAAUAUGACUAUCAAGAUAGAACAAGCAGAAGGGAGAGUCCCCCAGGAAGAAUUAGAUUUCUUUUUAAAAGGAAACAUCUCACUGGAGAAAAGCAAAUGGAAAAAGCCCUGUGGGUGGCUGUCCGACCAGGGCUGGGAAGAUAUCAUCCUCUUGUCAGAAAUGUUUUCAGAAGACUUCGGGCGACUUCCUAGUGAUGUUGAGGAUAAUCACACGGUCUGGCAGGAGUGGUAUGACGUGGACUCACUCGAGCAGCUUCCGUUCCCCUUGGGUUAUGACAAACACAUCACCGCCUUCCAGAAGUUGCUUAUUUUGCGCUGUUUCCGUGUGGAUCGCGUGUACCGGGCAGUGACCGACUACGUGACCGUGACAAUGGGAGAGAAGUACGUGCAGCCGCCGAUGAUCAGCUUCGAGGCCAUCUUCGAGCAGAGCACGCCAAACUCGCCCAUCGUGUUCAUCCUCAGUCCCGGCUCGGACCCCGCCAGCGACCUCAUGAAACUGGCCGAGCGCAGCGGCUUUGGAGGAAACCGCCUCAAGUUCCUUGCGAUGGGUCAAGGUCAGGAAAAGGUGGCCCUGCAGCUGCUGGAGACGGCGGUGGCUCGCGGGCAGUGGCUGAUGCUGCAGAACUGCCACCUCCUGGUCAAGUGGCUGAAGGACCUGGAGAAGUCCCUGGAGCGGAUCACCAAGCCCCACCCUGACUUCCGCCUGUGGCUCACCACGGACCCCACGCGGGGCUUCCCCAUCGGGAUUCUGCAGAAGUCCUUAAAGGUUGUCACGGAGCCGCCCAACGGGCUGAAGCUGAACAUGAGGGCCACGUACUUCAAGAUCUCGCACGAGAUGCUGGAGCAGUGCCCGCACCCGGCCUUCAAGCCGCUGGUCUACGUGCUGGCGUUCUUCCACGCCGUGGUGCUGGAGCGCAGGAAGUUCGGCAAGAUCGGCUGGAACGUGUACUACGACUUCAACGAGUCCGACUUCCAGGUCUGCAUGGAGAUUCUGAACACGUACCUCACGAAAGCCUUCCAGCAGCACGACCCCAGGAUCCCGUGGGGCAGCCUCAAGUACCUCAUUGGCGAGGUCAUGUACGGAGGACGGGCCAUCGACAGCUUUGACCGCCGCAUCCUGACCAUCUACAUGGACGAGUACCUGGGAGACUUCAUCUUCGAUACUUUCCAGCCCUUCCAUUUCUUCUGGAACAAGGAAGUGGACUACAAAAUCCCUCCUGGUGAUGUGAAGGAUAAGUUUGUGGAAGCCAUCGAGGCCCUCCCGCUUGCCAACACGCCCGAAGUGUUUGGCCUUCACUCCAACGCCGAGAUCGGCUACUACACGCAGGCGGCGCGAGACAUGUGGGCGCACCUGCUGGAGCUGCAGCCUCAGACGGGGGAAUCCAGCAGCGGCGUCAGCCGCGAUGAUUACAUUGGCCAAGUGGCCAAGGACAUAGAGAACAAGAUGCCCAAGCUCUUCGACUUGGACCUGGUCAGGAAGCACCUGGGCGCCGUGAUCUCGCCCACGUCCGUGGUGCUGCUGCAGGAGCUGGAGCGCUUCAACAAGCUCCUGAGGCGCAUGACCAAGUCUCUGGCCGAGCUGCAGAGGGCCUUGGCUGGAGAAGUUGGAAUGAGCAGUGAGUUGGAUGAUGUGGCCAGGGCUCUCUUUAUUGGGAGUAUCCCUAACAUCUGGAGAAAGCUGGCCCCCGACACCUUGAAGACCCUUGGAAACUGGAUGGUCUACUUCCUGCGGCGGUUCAGCCAGUACACGCUGUGGGUCACCGAGAGCGAGCCCAGCGUGAUGUGGCUCUCGGGGCUGCACAUCCCGGAGUCCUACCUCACGGCCCUGGUGCAGGCCACCUGCCGGAAGAACGGCUGGCCUCUGGACCGUUCCACCUUGUUCACGCAAGUGACCAAGUUCCAAGAUGCAGACGAAGUGAAUGAGCGGGCAGGACAAGGGUGCUUUGUCUCGGGACUGUACCUGGAAGGUGCCGACUGGGACAUAGAGAAGGGGUGUCUGGUCAAGAGCAAACCCAAGGUGCUGGUUGUGGACCUGCCUAUCCUCAAGAUCAUCCCCAUCGAAGCCCAUCGCCUCAAGCUGCAGAAUACCUUCCGGACCCCCGUGUACACCACCUCCAUGAGAAGGAACGCCAUGGGCGUUGGCUUGGUCUUUGAAGCCGAUCUCUUUACCACGAAGCACAUUUCUCACUGGGUGCUACAAGGGGUGUGCCUCACCCUCAAUUCCGACUGACCGCCGGGCAGAGAAGGCUGGACACUGAACCCCAGUCUGGUGGCGGCGGAUGCUCUGGGGACCGGCGGAGGACGGUGAUGUCCGCUGUCAUUUCUUGUGGUCUCUCAAGGGGCAGGAGGGAACUGACAAUGAUCUUCCUUACAUUGGAAAUCAGUUAUUUAAAUCUCUCUUCAUACAAAUUAACCCAAAUGUUUUUUUUAAACUCCUUUCUUUAGGACUCUAUAUAUUCAAAAAGUAAAUACUAGAGAGCA
Messenger RNA from Microcebus murinus (gray mouse lemur), 14295 nucleotides. The record is from RefSeq and is a predicted model, not a curated record. NCBI's taxonomy places the organism in Eukaryota, Metazoa, Chordata, Mammalia, Primates, Cheirogaleidae.